Sceloporus undulatus (fence lizard) is the source of this 563-nucleotide messenger RNA. It is a transcript of the gene ACBD7, whose product is annotated as acyl-CoA binding domain containing 7. Gene Ontology annotation, biological process: fatty acid metabolic process. The record is from RefSeq and is a predicted model, not a curated record. Gene Ontology annotation, molecular function: fatty-acyl-CoA binding. NCBI's taxonomy places the organism in Eukaryota, Metazoa, Chordata, Lepidosauria, Squamata, Phrynosomatidae. The transcript has 4 exons. The coding region runs from base 141 to 407 and encodes 88 amino acids.
GGCCUUGGUCCAAUGAGGGAGGCACAUUUCCCCGGCCGGCAGUAUAAAAAGGGGCUGCGGAAUGAAAAGCAGGCAGAGCGCAUUUGGGAAGGAGCGCCUUCGGAGGAGGUCCAGCUGAGCCAAGCCCAGGUUUUAUCACCAUGGCUCUCCAGGCUGACUUUGACAGUGCAGCAGAAAAAGUUAAAAAAUUAAAGACCAAGCCUACUGAUGAUGAACUAGGAGAACUGUAUGGAUUCUAUAAACAGGCUACUGUGGGAGAUAUUAAUAUUGAGUCUCCUGGAAUGUUAGACCUGAAAGGCAAAGCCAAAUGGGAAGCAUGGAACCGUAAGAAAGGUGUGUCCAAGGAAGAAGCCAUGAAGGCUUAUAUCUCGAAGGCAAAUGGGAUGAUCGAGAAAUACGGAAUAUAGACGUCCCUCAAGCAUGUUCACUCUGACUAGUUCAAAGACCUAGGGCAUUACUAACCUCCAGUUGGACCUGAAACUUUUAUCAAUCAUAGGUUCUUUAACUGGACAUUUUACCAUUCUGGCUGCAUUUGUUCACAAUAAACUUUUACUUGACAACGA